AUGAGCGCAACUGAGAAAGCAGCACCUGUGCCACAGGAGCCCAACAACCCGCCUGCAUCCGCAGCGACGACUUUGCGCCCAGCCAAACCAGCCGACAACAACAGCCUUCUGGGCAAGGGAAAGAAGCUAUUGGGACUGGGGAAAAAGAAGGGAGACGAGGGAGACCGGCCGGCGACGGAGCAGACAGGAACGAAGACGGCUGCGGCUGCGGCGUCGACUACUACUACUACGACGACGACGACGGCGACUAACAAGACUACGACGACUACAUCGGCACCCACACUACUCCCCUCACCCCCAAUGUCUCCACCAGAGCGCAGGGCAUCGCCGCGAGGCAGCCCGCGCAUGCUGCCUGUGGGCGCGUCUCCUGGCCGUCGCAUUCGCUCUACAUCGCCCAACCUGCACAGCCCGGCGUCGUCGCUCAUUUUCGAGCGCAACGUGCAAGAGCCCGAACCGUCGGUCGAUGUGCCGGCACACAUCAAGACGGAGGACCAUAUACCCCCCGCACUCGAUGCGACGUCACUGGCCAUUACCGACACUCAGCUCAACCCCGACGAGGUGGAGAUUGUGACACACUCGGCGCACCAGCCCGUAGCUGUGGCCGUGGCCGGCAGCAUGGCCGAGUCACUGCACUCACCCCUCAUGGCGCCAGAAGAGUCAGCAGCAUCGAGCCAUGUGGAUGCGAGCGAGUCGACAGCGCCAGGCUACGGAGCGCUCGACACGACGGACCCGCGCCGGCUGAGCUUCAUUUCCUUUGCAGACGUGGUGCAGGCCGAGCACGUGGAGCACGACCGGCAGGAGGUGCUGGGGGCGACGUCUGGAGAGGCUCUGCAGUUUAUGAGCCUGUCGUCGACGGCCAACCGGUCGCCGUCGCCCGUGAGGUCGAUAGCGUCGUCACCGCCGACGACGAGCGGGGCGGCGUCUCCCAAGGCGACGGACCUAGCACGCACACGAUCUCCCGGCAGCCCCACGUCGCCCAUUGUCCUCGGGCACCCGACGCCGGCAUUUGGCGAAGAGCUGCCGGUGCAGAUUGAGACGAUGCGGCAGGCGCUGCGCAAGACGCGGUCGGGGGAUUUGGGAGGCAUUGCGUCGCCGUCACAGGCCGUGAGCGCAGUGGGUGGCGAGGACAAGGCGGGGGACAAGCCCCCUUUCAAGUGA
Molecule: messenger RNA, 1158 nt
Organism: Bipolaris maydis ATCC 48331
Lineage: Eukaryota; Fungi; Ascomycota; Dothideomycetes; Pleosporales; Pleosporaceae
Source: RefSeq, a predicted model, not a curated record